Molecule: messenger RNA, 1464 nt
Organism: Protopterus annectens (West African lungfish)
Lineage: Eukaryota; Metazoa; Chordata; Ceratodontiformes; Protopteridae
Product: keratin-associated protein 10-6-like
Exons: 1
Coding region: 1-1464 (487 amino acids)
Source: RefSeq, a predicted model, not a curated record
AUGCCUUCAUUAAUGAAAGCCAUUGUACUGCAUCUGUACCGUGAUGUGAUGCCUUCGUUAAUGAAGGUCAUUGUACUAUCUAUCCCUUGCUGUGAUGCCUCCGUUAAUAAAGGGCAUUGUACUACAUCUGUACCUUGCUGUGAUGCCUUUGUUAAUGAAGGUCAUUGUGCUACAUCUGUACCUUGCUGUGAUGCCUUCAUUAAUGAACGUCAUUGUACUACAUCUGUACCUUGCUGUGAUGCCUUUGUUAAUGAAGGUCAGUGUGCUACAUUUGCACCUUGCUGUGAUGCCUUCAUUAAUGACGGUCAUUGUACUACAUCUGUACCUUGCUGUGAUGCCUUUGUUAAUGAAGGUCAUUGUGCUACAUCUGCACCUUGCUGUGAUGCCUUCACUAAUGAAGGUCAUUGUACUACAUCUGUAUCUUGCUGUGAUGCCUUUGUUAAUGAAGGUCACUGUGCUACAUCUGUACCUUGCUGUGAUGCAUUCAUUAAUGAAGGUCAUUGUACUACAUCUGUACCUUGCUGUGAUGCAUUCAUUAAUGAAGGUCAUUGUACUACAUCUGUACCUUGGUGUGAUGCCUUUGUUAAUGAAGGUCAUUGUGCUACAUCUGUACCUUGCUGUGAUGCCUCUGUUAAUGAAGGUCAUUGUACUACAUCUGUACCUUGCUGUGAUGCCUUCAUUAAUGAAGGUCAUUGUACUACAUCUGUACCUUGCUGUGAUGCAUUCAUUAAUGAAGGUCAUUGUACUACAUCUGUACCUUGCUGUGAUGCCUUUGUUAAUGAAGGUCAUUGUGCUACAUAUGCACCUUGCUGUGAUGCCUUCAUUAAUGAAUGUCAUUGUACUACAUCUGUACCUUGCUGUGAUGCAUUGAUUAAUGAAGGUCAUUGUACUACAUCUGUACCUUGCUGUGAUGCCUUUGUUAAUGAAGGUCAUUGUACUACAUCUGUACCUUGCUGUGAUGCCUUUGUUAAUGAAGGUCAUUGUACUACAUCUGUACCUUGCUGUGAUGCCUUUGUUAAUGAAUGUCAUUGUACUACAUCUGUACCUUGCUGUGAUGCCUUUGUUAAUGAAGGUCAUUGUGCUACAUCUGCACCUUGCUGUGAUUCCUUUGUUAAUGAAUGUCAUUGUACUACAUCUGUACCUUGCUGUGAUGCCUUUGUUAAUGAAGGUCAUUGUGCUACAUCUGCACCUUGCUGUGAUGCAUUCAUUAAUGAAGGUCAUUGUACUACAUCUGUACCUUGCUGUGAUGCCUUUGUUAAUGAAGGUCAUUGUGCUACAUCUGCACCUUGCUGUGAUUCCUUUGUUAAUGAAUGUCAUUGUACUACAUCUGUACCUUGCAGUUAUUUGCACAGAGGUGGCCUCCGUAUAGUAUAUUAUGCAAUGUUUUACUCGGUUCUAUUUGAAAGUCUAGUCCUGGAGCAUGUCACUGAGGGAGCUAGCACCACCCUUAGGAAGCUAAUGUGA